Molecule: messenger RNA, 3565 nt
Organism: Liolophura sinensis
Lineage: Eukaryota; Metazoa; Mollusca; Polyplacophora; Chitonida; Chitonidae
Product: sorting nexin-6-like
Exons: 13
Coding region: 1-1275 (424 amino acids)
Cellular component (GO): endosome
Molecular function (GO): phosphatidylinositol binding
Source: RefSeq, a predicted model, not a curated record
AUGGGACUAGAAGAGCAGAUCAUGAUCUUUGUUGCCCUUUUCUUCACUCAGUUGAGACGGGACGGAGUGCUUGACGGUCCUGACCUUUUGGCAGAAGACCAGGGGAAGACCCGCUCUGAUACUGUGGACUUAGAGACCGACACCACCUUACAAGUUGAUAUAUCAGAUGCCUUGAGUGAGAGAGAUAAAGUCAAGUUCACAGUUCACACAAAGACCACAUUAUCAAGGUUUAAAGAGUCAGAGUUUUCAGUAGUUCGACAGCAUGAAGAGUUUGUCUGGCUUCAUGACAGAUAUGUGGAGAAUGAUGAAUAUGCCGGAAUCAUUAUCCCACCAGCUCCCCCUCGACCAGAUUUUGAUGCAUCCAGGGAAAAGCUUCAAAAGCUGGGGGAGGGAGAGGGGAACAUGACCAGAGAAGAAUUCCAGAAAAUGAAGCAGGAGCUAGAAGCGGAGUACCUGGCAACCUUCAAGAAAACCGUUGCCAUGCAUGAGGUGUUCCUGCAGCGGAUAGCAGCCCACCCACUGCUCAGAGUAGAUGUUAACUUUGAGGUGUUUCUGGAGUACGACCAGGAUUUGAGUGUACGGCAAAAGAACAAGAAGGAAAAGCUGGGAGGGUUCUUUAAGAAUUUGACAAAGUCCGCAGAUGAGGUGUUAUUAUCAGGGCAAAAGGAUGUUGAUGACUUUUUUGAGCAAGAGAAGACGUUCCUCGUUGAAUACCACAACCGUAUUAAAGAUGCCACCAUGAAGUCAGACAAGAUGACUAAAACUCAUAAAAAUGUAGCAGAUAAUUAUAUUCGAAUAUCUUCUGGGUUCCUGCAAAUAGCUACCAUAGAAAAUACAGAAUUAGACAAGACUUUCACACGGUUCUCUGAAUGUCUGGAAAAAGCUAGAAAGUUAGAAGGUCGGGUGGCUUCAGAUGAAGACCUCAAGCUCAGUGAUACAUUACGCUAUUACAUGAGAGAUUCAGCAGCAGGCAAAGAUUUGUUGUAUCGUCGGUCGCGAGCUUUGGCCGAUUACGAAGCAGCAAAUAAAGCUCUGGACAAAGCGAGAAUGAAGAAUAAGGAUGUGGCAGCUGCAGAGCGACAGCAGGAACUGGCAUGCAAGAAGUUUGAGAGAAUAUCUGAAGUAGCUAAAAAGGAACUUUCAGAGUUUAAAGUUAGAAGAAUAGCUUAUUUUCGGAAAAAUUUGGUGGACUUGGCCGAAUUGGAACUUAAACAUGCAAAGGCUCAAGUGCAGCUGUUUCGGAACUGUAUCACAGCCUUGAAGGAAGAGUCGUAAUAAGGGGCACUUGGUGUCGGGUAAUCGGCAUGCCUGGGACAUUGUGAUAUACUUCUAUGUGUGUUACAUGUAACAGUGAAGGAGCCAGACAAACUUGGCAGAGCUGAGCCUUAACCAUUGACCACUGGACAUGCUCAAAGCUAGGUGCGAGGUGCAAGCUUGAUCCCAAGACAUGAUUUCUUGGAAACUGAUCAUUAAAGUGGACGUGGACAUAAGUACUUGUUCAUUUGGUGAACAAGCCUGUACAAAAUCAUGUGUAUGAUCAUCAAGCAUUGUUACAUAAAUGAGCUAUAUUAUGAUGGCUAUCUAUAUCUGAUAUAGAUAUCUGAGCAAAUGUUCAAGAUAUAAAAAAAAAAACAAAAAUAAAUGAGGGUAUUGUCAUUUUCUGUUGAUAAUGUUUCUAGUUGUAAGCUUUACACAAAUGCUGUGCGGCUGGUCUAUAUUUUAUAAAUGCUGAAUAUAUACAUAUAUAUUUAUAUAGAAAUAUUUCCUAAUGGCAUGCUGCCUGUUGCUCUUUGUUCCUUUCUCUUUGUACUCUGUGUUACUUCCUGAGCAAUGAACAACUGAAUGUUGGAUUUUUCUUUAAAACAGCUGUGAAGCACUUAAUACAAAAAUUUCCCUUUGUGUCAAGUGCUCUAUACAUUUAUUUGCCUGAUCGAUAUACUGUAACACUAUAAGCUAUGUUUUUGUUGUAACAGGAGGUUUACAAAGUUCUUAAAUAAAAGGCACAAUGGCUCUUAACGAAAUAUGUUCUGUAUUUCACAUGCUAUUUUCAUAUAUCCUACAUAUACUCACAUUGGCUGAUUUCACUGAUUGUUUUCUCACCUUAGCUUAUCACAUUUUUGUUUUCAUGUGCACAUAAUACUGCUCUUUGUGAGGUUAUAAUCCUUUCUAUCAUAAAGUGAUGAUUUCAGAAAGUUUAUUUAAACAUGUUCACGUGUGGAGGACUGGAAGUCACUCUUACAAUCAGUGUUACCAGAUCACAAGAGCUGACAGAAUCAGAUCAUAUUGUUUUUUUCCACUCUUCUUGAAAGCUUGGAAUAAAUUUUAAAUUGUGAACAUGUAGUGUCCUUGUGUGGAAGUUAAGUACUUGCAAGCCAGCUUUGGGUUAUGUAAAUCAGAUGUAGAUUUGGUACUGACAGAAUAUAUGCCACGAUCAAACAUACUUAGGUGAUGUAGGAGAGCUCAUUGAUGUAAAUAAGCUCACGUUUGAUAAUCAAGAGCGUACAGCAAGGCUUGUGUUCCAUGUUAAACAUUUAGACAUUUUGAACAUUAGUAUGUGUUGCCUGUAGGUUAUGGCUAAUUUCUGUCCCACCCAAGUAUACAUGAAGACUUAACAUCCACCCGUUGGCUGCAAAUUUGUUUUCAAAACAUUUAGAAUGGAAGGACAUGAAAGUGUGAUGUUUAAAUCUGUGCUUUCUGAUGGAGAAGUUUGAACUGAUCAGUUGUACUGGCAAUUGUAAAAUGUUAUAGUUAGCAAUGGCUUGAUUAAUUCAUCCCAACAAUAUUUCCAAGAGAAUCCAGCAGUUGAAUAAUAUGAUCAUUUGCCUAUUUCAUUCAACUAGUUUGAUGUGAAAAGUUGAUGCCAGAAAGUAAAUGGAUUAACAAAGCUUAGACACAAAAGCACCCCGGUAAAGUAGUGCUAUCUGCUGUACUUCUUCUCGAUUGAAUAUUUUGCUUCCAAGCUAGUUUGAUAUUGUCUGAAAUCUGGUUUUCCAGCUAUGAAAUACAUGUAACUGAUGUGAUUCGGAUAAGUAUUGUGUACUCUUGUUACAAUGGUUUGGAGUUUGACAUUGUGGAAGAUUGGCCAGCAGUGGUGACACUGGGGUAGUCUUACUUCAACCGUUGGAGAUACCUGUAAUUUAUAAAAAGUAGCAUUCUUUAUAAAAGGAAGGUUUUCACUGCUCCGACACUUAUUCAUUCCAGGGGAUUGAAGAUUUUGAGUUCAUUUAUUUAUGUGAAAGUUCUGUGUGUACAUGUGACACUGUGUGAUUGACACUAGACCUGUUUUCUGAUGACACAAAUCCAUAUAAACAUACCAUCACUUCUGCUGUAUCAAUUCUGAAUCUUGGCUGACUGAACUGGGGGACAUCUUGACACUUUUCUACAUUUAGAAUUAGCUUCUAAAAAAAAUGGAAGGGAAUAUUUUGGUAAGAUUUCCAUCUUAAUUCUGUCCACCAUGUUUGGUCAGUCACAGAUUCAUGCAUAAUUCCACUGAAUUAAGGGCUGAAUCAGCAUCUAAUUCUACAGUACUAUGUUAUGGAAAUGCUAAAUACAUGUAAAUUACUGA